UGCGUCAUGUCGGAUUUUCCGAAGUGCCCAGACUUUCGUGGCCUGAGAAUCGCAAUCCCAUAAGAGUUCCAGACGUGAGGCGCAGGGUGUCAGGAUAUCUGCGUGAUCACCAACCUUCCCAGCUGCAGAUCACGGGUGAACGGUGUGGUGGGUAGGGUGAAGUUUGUGAACGGCAUGGAUGCAGGCCUCACAUUCCGGAGUUCGGAUACAGUCUCAGUGAGAAAUCGGUGAACAUCUCGGUACGUCGGAUCACGAAAGAGCCGCAUGAAGGUCCCGAGUGUGAUGUGUUGACAAGGUGGUGAUUGAUCGCCAUGAUCUCCGUCGGGAUGAGGCGGCUGCGCCAUCCGGCCCGGGUUUGCAUCUUGGCUCAUGGGAUGCGACCAGGUGCCAGGAGGCGGCGGAUUGGCAUCAUUUCACAUCAUGUCAGAAAGAUGACCGCUGACAGAAGCCUUUGUGAUAGUCUGCGGCGAGACAUUGAUGAGAUGUUCUCAUUGAUAGAGGUCGUCGUCAUGUCGAGGUUGAAGUUGAGUUGGUGGUGUGGAGUGAGAGUGAGACGAGGUGCCGGGAACUGGGCAUGUGUUACAGAUUCCCUCCCCGCACACAGGGACCCCGCGGCCUGUCAGACGCAGCCCCGCGCCGCCCCUCCAUCGUGCGGGGAGAGCAGCUGCAAACUGCCCGCAUCGCCGCAGAACCUCACCACCACCUUACAACUUCACUCCAUCUUGCUUGGACUCAAAACCAAGUGUCUCGAUCCUGCCGCAUCACCAUUCUCAUGGCUCACUAAGCCGUUUCAUGUCAGUCUUACAGACACUAAAGCAGGUUACACGAUGUACUUUACAUCGCACACGUGCGCGCCGACGACACAACCAAGUUCAACCACCACACGGCUCACGAUGAACACCAAGAGCCUGGUGCACCCGCAGUAG
Colletotrichum phormii is the source of this 926-nucleotide messenger RNA. RefSeq lists its product as uncharacterized. Bases 312 to 926 code for a protein of 204 amino acids. The transcript has 2 exons. NCBI's taxonomy places the organism in Eukaryota, Fungi, Ascomycota, Sordariomycetes, Glomerellales, Glomerellaceae. The record is from RefSeq and is a predicted model, not a curated record.